AUGCUAUCAACAAGUAACCUCCUCUACUCGAUAGCAGCCUUUGCUGCUGUAUUUGACUGCGCCUACUCCCUGUUGGACACCAGUUCCUCAUCCACGGUCGCCGUGUACUGGGGUCAAAAUUCUGGAAACACAGGCCAACAACGUUUGAGUUAUUACUGUGAUAAUCCGAAUAUCGAUGUGUUUCAACUGGCCUUCGUUACACGAAUUUCUGGUGCAGCUGGUCUGCCGGAACUCGAUUUUGCCAACCAGGAAAGCCAGUGCACUGUAUAUCCUGGCACGAAUCUCCUAAACUGUCCUCAGAUCGGAGAAGAUAUCAAACGAUGUCAGCAAAAAGGAAAGACUAUCCUUAUCUCUAUCGGCGGAGCAACGUCACCAGAACGUGGUUUCGCUUCGGAGGCGGCAGCCAUCGAAGCCGCCAACAAGAUGUGGCAGAUCUUCGGACCCGUGGACGCGGGUAACACGGCAUACCGACCAUUCGGAGAUGCAGUCAUCGACGGCUUUGACUUCGAUUUCGAGACCAGCGUCACAAAUAUGGUGCCCUUUGCCAAUCAGCUACGCCGCUUGAUGGAUACUUCUGCGGGCAGAAGAUACUACCUGACUGUUGCGCCGCAGUGCGUGUUCCCCGACGUAGCAGAUCAGGAGAUGCUGAAUGGAGCUGUUGCGUUUGAUGCGAUCUGGGUGCAGUUCUACAACAAUUACUGUGGCGUGAAUGCAUUUUCUUUUGGCUCUAUGCAGCAGGGCGCUUUUAACUUUGACCUAUGGGACGCAUGGGCUAAGAGCCAGUCCAAGAACAAGCAGGUCAAGGUCUUCAUCGGUCUGCCGGGAAAUGUGGCUGCAGCCGGAACUGGCUAUAUUGGUGCUGAGCAGCUCAGGGAAGUUGUCGCUUGGAGCAAGGCAUUCUCGAGCUUCGGAGGUAUUAUGGUAUGGGACGCAAGCUCGAUGUAUGCGAAUCAAGGAUAUCUUGAAUCGGUGAAGAAGACGCUCAUCGGAUGA
Messenger RNA from Aspergillus fischeri NRRL 181, 993 nucleotides. Its product is annotated as glycoside hydrolase family 18 protein. Gene Ontology annotation, biological process: carbohydrate metabolic process. Bases 1 to 993 code for a protein of 330 amino acids. The transcript has 5 exons. Gene Ontology annotation, cellular component: extracellular region. Gene Ontology annotation, molecular function: chitinase activity. Lineage: Eukaryota; Fungi; Ascomycota; Eurotiomycetes; Eurotiales; Aspergillaceae. The record is from RefSeq and is a predicted model, not a curated record.